This is a messenger RNA of Phytophthora sojae, 303 nucleotides long. RefSeq lists its product as hypothetical. The annotation marks the transcript as partial. The transcript has a single exon. The record is from RefSeq and is a predicted model, not a curated record. NCBI's taxonomy places the organism in Eukaryota, Oomycota, Peronosporomycetes, Peronosporales, Peronosporaceae.
AUUUAUUUCGCCCAUAUGAAAAACAACCAAGGUGGCGAACGCCCACGAGACCCACGUCAUAUCUACGCCAAUCCGCUGCAACCUAGUAUCUGCCCAAUUGUAGCACUAGGUCUCUACUGGACGGUGUCUAAUUUCGAUGGAAGUGAUCUCCUCUUCCCCGGAAACAACCAGUACGAGCGCUUCCGAAAGUGCUGGCUGCAGCUGCUUUCGCAAGACGACGUCGCGACCGAGUUGAAGCGCCAAGGACUCGAUGCAAACGAGCUAGGAACCCACUCAAUGCGAAAAGGAUCAGCGACGUUUUGA